Messenger RNA from Uncinocarpus reesii 1704, 2505 nucleotides. RefSeq lists its product as uncharacterized. The record is from RefSeq and is a predicted model, not a curated record. The coding region runs from base 1 to 2505 and encodes 834 amino acids. Lineage: Eukaryota; Fungi; Ascomycota; Eurotiomycetes; Onygenales; Onygenaceae. The transcript is spliced from 4 exons.
AUGCUGCUGCCUUGCCGGUUUUUCACUGCGGGGUGGUGGCUACCCCUGGAUGUUUGGUUGCAUCUGUCUCCUCAGUUUGCAAGGAGGACAAACGAUUCGAUCGUGUAUGCAGGCUGGGAUUACCUGCACUGUGUCCAGAUCCUGAUCAUUUCCAACUGGAUGUCGCCCACACCUUACAAUCCCAUUCCCAGCGAGUUUAUAUGGACCAAAGCCGCACGGAAUCGGCCUGAAAGGAUGAGCGUCGUAGCAGGAAGACCGCCAGAAUCACGAAUGUCAUACAAUAGGCCUCCGUCGUACCGAGAUGGCUCGCCUCAUCGUCAGCCCCCUUCGCCCACCUACCCUCGAGUGAUGGUGCCUCCGAUAUCCCCGCGAUCCUCUUCGUUCUCGUACACGAACUAUCAUUUCGCCAAUUCGAACGCCCCGAAUAUAUACUCUCCUACUGCUGCUCAGUUCCCUUUUCGUUCAGCUGGACGGAGCCCCGUGUUUCCGGACACGCCGUCACCGACGUUCCCGAAACAGUUGCCUCAGGAGGGCGUGGGAGAGAAUAGUACGCACGAGACUAAAAUUCAUAUACAUGGUAUCGAUUCACCAGCCCAAUUGAAGAAAUACAAAUGGAAGCGUGGGAGCCGGUUGAAAUUGCUUCGACGAACAUUACGGGAGAGAAAACUGCUGGCCAACGCUGUUCUCGAGCUUCGAGUGCCAGAGCUGGACCUAUCCAUAUCAACCGGAAAGCAUCAUGCUGGGCUGCAAGAAUACGUUGACUUGAUUGCGUCGGUGGUUAUGGCCUGCCCAAAUCUUGAGCGGCUUUUAGGGAUCACGUUACCGUACACCCACGAGUUCGAUCGAUUGACUCAUGCCUUAUCUACUCGAAAAAAGCUCAAGGAGCAUGCUUGGAUCAUUGGCGAGAACGUUGCUGUGAGCGAGCGAGCCAUCGAACAAGCGCCAAAGCUGCUAGAUCAAGGACAGGUCUAUCAGUUUCUUAGCUUUCAUACCUUCUGGGGCAAUCUGGAAACCUUGAUGUUACACUCCUUGGAUUCGAACGGCAUUUUAGAACAUGGGAUUGUUUUACGAAUGCUCAACUUCUUGCCAGCCCUGCGCCAUUUAUCCGUUUCGUCUUUCAAUGCCAACGAUUUCACGGACCGGACAUUACUAUUUCUGCCUGCUCUUACUUCAUUACGCCUUGAAUCGCUGCCUGGCAUAACGGAAAACGGCUUGGCUCGCUAUAUAUCGAGACAAGAGGCAAGAGGCCUACAGUCACUGACACUUAUAGAGCAGAAUAUAACAUCGUUGCUGGUCGUUUCUAAGAUUCUAGCGUCUUUGAGACAUUUACAAAGAUUUGCUAUAGUCCAAAGGGACACGGCCCCCAUUCUACCUGAAGGACGCAUGGUCUUCCAGCCUCUUUUGGCUUCGUCAAGCUUAAAGUAUCUACACUGGGAUCUCGCUAGCCCCAACCCAGAUGCACUUAACCAACUUGAACCACAACAGCUCAGGAAAGCCUCCAAAGGGGCGAAUACACCAAAUUUCCAUCUUGCACAGAGUAUCCUGCAUGCUGGCUUCCCGUCACUGGAAACCCUUCGCGCACCUAGUGAUAUUGAUCCUUUGGGAGCCUUGCAGGCUGUUUGCCGACCCACUCGAAACGGCCAGAUAAUGCUGAUUUCAGAUCGCUAUAGCCUACCCCGAAGCUCACAGGGCACGCUUUCAAAGCGACCGCUGGCAAUGCCUAGUGGUAAUAACCUUACAUCUGCCCGGAUCCGAGCACAAACGCUCAUUGAUACCAGCGCAAGAGAAGGCGAUCAAGGCAUCAAGGUUGUCGUCACGGACCAUUCUGCAGACAUAGCGCUACCACUGCCAGCAUUUUCCGAUUCAAGCUCAGAAAAUAGUUUUGAUGAAUUCGACAAUAUGCUCGAAUCAAUCAAGAAAAGGAAGCAAAAUUCCUCUCCACCCCAACCACCCUCCACCCCUGCCGCCAUCACAGUCCAGGAAUUCAUCAUCCCAACGUACAUAGGCCGCGUAUACAACUCCGCCUACAACAAAAUGGCCCCUACAACCCCACGUUUCAACCUCAAGCCCGACAUUCCCAACUCCGACGCCGACGGCGGCCUAAUCAGCUGGAAACACAUCCUCACCGCCAACCAGACCUGGUCCUACUACACUCCCUCCUCACCCUCUCUAUCCGUCAUUCGCGCAGGCACAAACUCUAGCCUGGGCGAUGACAUCCCCUCUCCAUCGCCCACAUCGUCACGCCACACGAUCCGGAGCCCCGGGGCGGGAAGCAGUGGUGGCUCGCUGCCUUCACCGCGGACCCCGACUUCGCCUAUACCUCCGCUAUCGCCGUUGGGUGUAGGACCCGGUGAGCAGCCGCAGUGGGCGCGAGAGACGUGCAACGGGUCGUGGAAUCAGGGACAUAGGCAGGCCAAGGAUUGGUGGAUGCAUGUUGAGCGGGAGAAAAUUGGUCUUGGGGGCCCGAUGAACCCGAAGUUGAUGGAGCUCAAGCAUUUAUUUUGA